Messenger RNA from Eremomyces bilateralis CBS 781.70, 3393 nucleotides. RefSeq lists its product as uncharacterized. The record is from RefSeq and is a predicted model, not a curated record. The transcript has a single exon. Lineage: Eukaryota; Fungi; Ascomycota; Dothideomycetes; Eremomycetales; Eremomycetaceae. Bases 1 to 3393 code for a protein of 1130 amino acids.
AUGACCCGGCAUCUGUCCUUAUCUUGUAAAGGCUGUCCAACUGACGACCACCACAGGAUGGCUGCCGGAAAGCGAAGUCGUGAACCGGAACCAGACGUUCCAUCAAAACGUCUUGCGCUGGACUCAGAGGUAGCCAAAUCCGGCAACGAGACCCCUGCCGACAGCGAUGUCGCCAUGGAGCCGGACGUGACGGUCGGCAAUGAUGCUAGCGAAGCACCGGAAUCGUCUGAAGCCCCAACAGCAGCACCAACUAUUGUGACUCCUACAAGUCGGGGAGGUUACAGAGGUCGAGUACGAGGUAGCAGGGGUGGAAGAGGUCGUGGCCGUGGUCGAGGAGGUCGCUGGGCGACGCGAGCUGAUGCAGGCCAUUCGACUCCGGCGGCGGGGUCUACCAGAUCCGAAGUGAAUGGUGAUGACGCCGACCAGUCUACACAACCGAGGAACGGAGACGAAGAUGUUGAUGGCGUCGAUGAUGUCGCGGAGGAAGCUGGCGCUGAGAUUGUUGCGCAGAAGCGGCAAGGAAGAGGAAGGCUGCCUGGGAGAAGAGGCAGAUACGGACCCGAAGUUGCCGCGGCGAUCAUCCGAGCCAAGGAAUUGAAGGGAUGUUUCAAAGCGGUUGCCUCUGCUAUGAAGCCCUACCUCGAGGAGCUGAACAAAAGAGCAUUGGACGAGCUGAAGCAGGAGUCAGAAGAGGCACGCAACCGCCUAGAAGAGAUGGAAGCGACAAAGGAAAUCCAAUUAUAUCUGUCGCGCCGUCUCGAUGAGCGUGUCAAGGAAGUCGAAGCCAUGAAACAGGUCAAACUUAAAUGGGCGGAGCGGAAGAACGAAGGAGAAAAAUACCUGAUCCAGGAGAAAUGGAACCGGAAAUUGGAAGCCGCCGAGGUCGAUGUCAUUGAGACUGUUGAAGGCUGUCUCUUGGCGUUUGCGCACAGUUCCACCAUCCGCCUAUCAGAUAGACGCGUUGAAGAGGAAGACGCAGCCACGGACGAUGGACGUAUUCUGCCGACCGAGGACGAGAGGAGCCUUGGGGCGCGGGGCUUGUUCAAAGAGAGACUCCUCUCCACCAAGUACACUCACAGCGGCUCUCGAACCCUCAAACCCAAUGACCUUGAACGUUUUGCAGCAGAUUCAAGGUUGAAACGGGGGAUGGAUCAGCAGCUCGAUGUUCUCAUACUCGAUUCCGAUUGGGUCGAUUCUUUAUUAGAACCCUCUUGGGUGUACCGACGACCGUUUAUUCCUCCCAAGGCCCCAAAUAACCAAACCAAAAAUCAAAUCGACCCAGAGCUCCUCCGAGCUGUUUACGACGCCCAGGAUGAGUCAGUCGAUGAAAACCUUGAAGAGCAGGGGCUUCCUGAGAUCUCCACUGAAGAACAUGGCGUGGUAGCGGAGGUAGAUGUCGGAAUGAAACGAAGAAGAACCAAGGGGAAGAAGAUCGCUACGCCAACUGGCAAAGGGAAGGCAAAAGUUGGGGCUGAGACAGCUCCCGGAUCGGCCACCGAUUUGGCAGACAAGUCAGGGCCAGGCCCAUCGUCCCAACCCGAAGGGUACUAUAUCGCAAAGUCGGUCGAAGGCGAUGCUCGCGAAUCUACCGAAUCUGGUGACCAGCUUGCUGAUCGCCGUCACAUGGAAAUUUGCGCCAUCAUUCCCAAUAAGUCUACCGACACGCAUACAGGCGGUGAAGAUGUGGACCGUGAGGCUGCUGCUCUUAACGCACUUAUGGAGCUGAAAGGGCAGUAUACCAGAGUGGCGAGCCAACAGAUUCGCGUGGGUCACACAGAGCAAUUACGGGAGGCGAGAGUGGGCGAACGGAAGCGAUCACAUUCAGAGCAAAGAGACAUCGAGGAGAAGAUGGAAGCGGAGAGGACAAGCCGCGAGUUCGAGGAGAAAAUGGAGGCGGAAAGGCAAUCCAGGAAGGAAGCCGAGGAGAGAGAAAGGCCGUCGACCCGUCCGAGGAGUGCCACAAGGGGCAAGAAGAUUACCGAUUUGCUCAACGCGCCGCACGAGCUGGAGUCGCCCAUUCUGAAAUCCGAACCGAAACAGCAACCCUCCAUGAAGCAAUGGCGCGUGGAGCCUACACCGACAACUAUAAUCCAUCAGGGGUCGAUCCCCGUCUCCACGUUCUCGAUACGAACCGAAGAUGGGAAAUACAAUUCACAGAACAGAGAGAAUAAGCAGGCGGGUAUCGCCACGCAGACCGUGUUCAGCUUGAAUCCAAACGAUCCAUCGCUUGAACGUGCGUCGGAAAAGGCGACGAAGCGCGGGAAAACUUUCUGGCAGGCGAUCAGCAAAGGAGCUCAUGGAGCAACACCCCCUCCACCACAGUCCGGGCGAACCAGUAGCCCCGAAAAGAGUGGAUCCGCUAUGUCUCCUUUCAUACCAGGACCGCACGGCGGGUAUCAAUUCCACGUCCCCGGCGCACCGCCUCCACCACCAAACGCUCCUGGCGCAUUCCCACCGCCUCCUCCGGGAUACAGCUACGCUCUACCACCUCCUCCCGGUCACCCACAUCAUCUUUCGCCGCCGCCACCUUCUCCACAGACUCCGUACUGGCGGUUUCCACCUCCCAAUACAGGCCCUCCCCCUCCCCCGACACCCUACUGGAUUCAAUACCCCCCUCCCCCUCUCCCAUCGCAAUACAGCACCUCACCAACGGCAGCACCUCCUCAAACCCAAGGUAGCCCGAACCCUCCCGCCGCCGGCCCCGUCUCCAUCGCGCCGCACCCUCCACCCACCCCAACAGCCCCUCACCCCCCUCAAUCUCCCUACAACGGCCCCCAAUACGGCGGCCCCACCAUUCUCCCCGCCCCCAUCCACCACCACCACACCCAGCAAAUGCAAAACCACCACCACCACACUAUCCCCAGCCAACUCCCCCUCGCCCCCGCCCCACCCGAGCGCCCUCCUACCCAUCCUCCGCCCUCGCAUCCUCCUUCCGCCAGCUCCGCGCCCGGCAUCGCGCCGAGCCCAGGAUCCGGCAUCCCGCCGAGCCCAGGAUCCGGCAUCGCACCCAGUCCCGUAUCCGGCAUCGCGCCUAGCCCAGUCGCCGGAAUCACGCCCACUCCCGUUUCCGGCAUCCCCGGCAUCGCACCCAGCCCCAUCUCCGGCGCGCCGGCGUUCGCGCAAGGUGGCGUCAGCAUCACGCCUGCGUGGGAAUCGCGGAGGCGGCAGGCAGGAGCGAAACGAGGGAGGGCACGACGGGAGGAGCUGGCGGCGGUGAUGAGGGAGAGGGGGGAGACGGUGGCGACGGAGGGGGGUGGGGUGAGGAGAGACGGGGGGAGUGGACGGGGUGGCGGGCCAGGGAGUAGAGGUCCGAGGAGGGGGAGGGGUGCGCGGGGCUCGAUGGGGGAGGUGACAAGGUUUAAGAGUUAUGAGCCACCGGUGGCGAAGGAGUGA